Paramecium octaurelia is the source of this 524-nucleotide messenger RNA. The record is from the annotation of a GenBank genome assembly. NCBI's taxonomy places the organism in Eukaryota, Ciliophora, Oligohymenophorea, Peniculida, Parameciidae.
AUGAAUUAAGUCGAUAAUUUGCUUAAACCAUCCUUGAUUAACAAAAAAUCUUAGCCUAUAGAUAAUACCAAGAAUACAGACUUUUUUAAUUAAUGGGAAUAGUAAUUAUUGCAAAAAGAAACACAAGUAUCUUGUAUCAUAAAACUUAAGUAUAGUUAAUAUAAAAAGAAAAGAAGUUGAAAGAAAAAGAGAAUCAAUUGGCUUAAAAGGAGGAUAUAUUAAUUAAAAAAGAAUUAAACUUAAAUUAGAGAAUGAUGAAAUAUUCAACCAUUUUAGAAUAAAUUAUAGCUUAGAAAUAAACUAAAUCAGAGAACUCACUAUUGCCAUUAAACUCAAAUGAUAAAUCUCAUAGAAAUAACAAUAUCAAUGAAUAUUAAAAUAGAGUGAUCAAUCUAUUAAAUACUAUAAGAAGCAAUAGUUAAUAGUAGCAAUAAUUGAUCCAUUAGUAGUCCUAUAUGGGAAGCACUUUAGAAUUAACUGAUGAUAGAUUCAAUAAGAGUUCAAAAGUCUUUUAACUGCUGUGA